Molecule: messenger RNA, 3217 nt
Organism: Hemibagrus wyckioides
Lineage: Eukaryota; Metazoa; Chordata; Actinopteri; Siluriformes; Bagridae
Gene: nup50
Product: nucleoporin 50
Exons: 8
Coding region: 162-1547 (461 amino acids)
Biological process (GO): protein import into nucleus
Cellular component (GO): nuclear pore
Source: RefSeq, a predicted model, not a curated record
GACGCGCGAAUAUCUCGUUUUUCUAAAAUGGUGGCGUGUGGUCGUGGAAACUGCCGGUUGUUGUUCUAAGACCUGUAAUAAUACCACAACUUAGUCGCCGGGUUCUAAACUGCAGGAAUAUUUGUUAACAUUUUCGUGACUUGUCAAACAAAAGAUCAGUGAUGGCGAAGCGGAUUGCUGAGAAGGAGCUAACAGACAGGAACUGGGAUCAGGAAGAUGAAGGAGAAGAGGCAGGAACAUUUUCAAUUGCAAGCGAGGAAGUGAUGAAAAACCGCGCCAUUAAGAAAGCCAAGCGUCGAAAUCUUGGCACUGAGGGAGAGAGUGGAGGAGCUUUUAAAAGCUUUAAGGGUUUCUCUCUGACCCCAUCAGCUCCAGCAGCUGGAGGAAAUUUCUCUGCAUUUGGGAAUGGAGCUGGAUUUAAACCCAUGUCUUUGACCAAUGGCAGCGCUUCAGCUAUUACCCCUUUUGGAGGUUUCAACUCUCCUGCCACUGUGAAGGCAAACACCGGCACUUCAUCAUCCAAUGGGCCAACCUCCUCCUCCUCCUUAGUCAGUGGUGACAUCAUGGCCAACGGCUCCGCCCCCAGCCUGCCUGUGAUCUCUGGAGGAGGCAGCAGCAGUAAGGAGUACAACCGGCAGCUCACAGCUCUCAACUGCUCUGUGCGUGACUGGAUCACCAAGCAUGUGAAUGACAACCCGCUGUGCGAUCUCAACCCCAUCUUCCGCGACUAUGAGCGGCACCUUGCCACCAUCGAGAGCAAGUACGGCAGUGGCGCAGCAGCAGGGGAGGAGCAGCAGCCAGGAAAACAGGCAAACACCACCACCAACACGCUAUCGUCCUCCACCAGCAGUAAUGUUACACCGGCUGCUCCUGCUCUGUUCUCCUUCACCAAGAACAAGGACAGUGCUACACCUGAGAAAAGCUCCUCCAUUCCUGCAGGCGUUACUUUCAACUUUGGCCAGAAGGUGGACAGCUCCGUGCUAAGCUCUAUCAAGUCCGCAGGGGCUUCCGGGUUUUCGUUUUCAUCCACCUCCACCACGCGUGGAGGUCUGUUCGAUUCGGCAAGCACCGGCACAUCUACAGGCACCUUCUCCUUCACUGCAGCCAAGACUGAGGCAGCCAGCAACAGCCAGACAGCAGAUGAGAAUGGAGCUGAAGAAGAAUCAGAUGAGCCUCCAGUACCUGUAGUCAGAGAAAUCAAGGAGAAAGAUGCCUUCUACUCUAAAAAGUGCAAAUUGUUUUAUAAAAAGGACAACGAGUUCAAGGAGAAAGGAGUUGGUACACUGCAUUUGAAGCUGGUUUCAGAGGACAAGCUGCAGCUCCUGGUGCGCGCGGACACAAACCUGGGUAACAUCCUGUUGAAUAUCAUGGUUCACUCCUCCAUGCCGUGCACAAGGACAGGGAAAAACAACGUCAUGGUAGUGUGUGUGCCAAAUCCCCCAGUGGACGACAAGAACCCCAGCACCCCUGUACCGAUGCUGAUCCGUGUUAAAACGGCAGAGGACGCUGAAGAACUGCACAAACUUCUACAGGAGAAGAAAGCGUGAGCUCCCUCCUCCCCGUCACAGACUCCCCCCCCCCCCCCCCCCCCCAAUAACUUACAUGUCAUGUAUUGCCUGAAUGUGGUUUGCACGGCUGUAUGACCUCACACACACCUGGCUCAUUUUUCUUUGUCCAUUUGAGCAGUCUUGACCUGCAUGCCAGCACACCCUUUGUGAGCACUGGCACCAAAUCGGUUCAGAUACUGUGAAAUCCUUUGUGUAAAUGCUGGUUGAAUUUGAUGGUUGUGUUUGAUUUUUCGAACAGUACAUAACGAUGACGCCCUAAAGUAAAGUGAAGUGAAGAUACAGGCUGUAAAACGUCUGCAUUCUGAACAUUCCGUCAGGUUUUCAUUUUGCUGCUAUUAUUAAACAGAUGAGGGUGAAGCCGAGGAACUCUUUUUAUUCAUCUAGGAAUGUGUGCAGAUUGAAUAAAUUAGAUUUGAAAUAUGGAUUGGCGCUUUGUACUUGGACCUUCCUGAUAAAAGGGGAAGUUGAUCUAGGGAGGAAUUAAAAAAGUAUUUGACUGGCUUAAUGCCUCCUCUUCUCAGAAAGAGAUGUAUGGGAAAUUUAUAAACUACAAAGAAACCUUUAUUUUCUUAAAGUUUUGAGUAUUUUUUUGCCAAUUAUUUGAUUGGAGGCAUGCAGGCAACUAGAUGUUAAUGUUUUAGCUUGUUUGAGGCCUGAAUAAAGUAUUUGUUUUUAUGUUUCGCUCAAGGUGUUUGCUGUAAUUGAUAUUUAUUCUGAGCGAGUUCUCUGCUCCUGUAGAGUGCUUUGUGUAAAUGAGUCCUGUAAACUUCUCUCCAUAAACAGAAAAACAACAUCUACAGCAUUGUUAAGACCGCAAGUAAAUGAUCUUCCUAGUGCAUCUGUCUUACGUGGAUCUUGGUUAAAAGUUGUUUUUAAUGGUUUUAAUUGAUUGUUUUUUUAUUUUUAUUUUUUUUCUAAGUGACCUUUGUAACGCCUUAGAACACAAGGCAUGCAUUCAACAGCACCAAAUACAUUUUGUAGCUUUGUUAAAUGGCAAAUAAAUUGAGCUGAAAAAUACUUAAAGCCUUUCUUGUCACAUAAGGAUGUGUUGCUGUGCACCUGUAGCUUGUUGCUGCCAUUUUUACAAAUGUGGUGAUACAAAACUCUUGACACGCUCUGAAAUGAAAGCUGUGUAUCGGUAACAUGUUCAACAUGUAGUAUUACUUACGUUUGUGUAGCUAAUGUUUGCUUGCUGAGGAUUGGAUUGCUGUGCUGAAGAGACUGUAUGUUACAUCAGCCAGACUCCAUGUUAGCGUCGCUGUUUUAUACACCAGAACUAACCACUGAAUGCCUUGAGCAGCAAAAUGCAAUAUGUUGUUUCAUCUCCAAGUUUGACCCGAAAGAGCGCAACUUGGAAUUAAUGAUGGAAUUAAUGAAGUAGGAUGGAAAUUUAUCCGUGCUUGGUUUAGUGAUUCAGUAUGUUGUACAUGUACAUGAAUUUUAAUGCCUAAAGAUUUGAAUAAAUUAAUGUGAUUCAUUUACUGGUAAAUCAAAUGGAAUUUUUAACAACAAGGCCUGAACUGAUGAACAAUCUUAACUUUUGUCAAGACAAAUCUUAUUCUUUGUUUCUUUCUUUCUUUCUUUCUUGCACUCAUUAUGUAGGUUAUGUACUCUCAUAAGGUCUUAAAAUACAAUAUUUCGAAACCUUA